This is a messenger RNA of Saccostrea cuccullata (small rock oyster), 11479 nucleotides long. RefSeq lists its product as uncharacterized. Gene Ontology annotation, cellular component: membrane. Gene Ontology annotation, molecular function: protein binding. Lineage: Eukaryota; Metazoa; Mollusca; Bivalvia; Ostreida; Ostreidae. The record is from RefSeq and is a predicted model, not a curated record. The coding region runs from base 6 to 10994 and encodes 3662 amino acids. The transcript has 65 exons.
ACAAUAUGGCGCGAGUGAAAUGUCAUGAUCGAAGAAAGAUGUCAGUAGAAUGUUUACAUUUUUUGUUAUUUAUUCAAAGUUUCACACAAUGCUUUCUUCACACAAUAGCAGUAGAAAGUCAUAGUCAAGCAUUUGUACAAACAGACAACCACCUUACGUACAUAGGAGAUGGAAGAGAUAUCAAUGGAAUACCUUUAGAAGUGAAUCCAGGUCAUACAUAUAGUGCUGAAAAUAUUAUUUAUAAAAAUUCUGUUAGAUUAGACCCACCAUGGCUAGAUUUCCAAGAAAGACCAGUUGGAAUGCCAUUUAUGGAACAAGUUGUAGUUCACAAUACAGAUAGUAGAAAUGAUUUACACCUGCUCUCAAUAUCGGGCAGUACAGUUCAUUUCCACUGCUCAUUUUUUCAAGAAAAAGUUGUUCCACCUGGUGGCAAUACAACAUUUGAUGUAGUAUUUUUAGCCAGAGAGGAGGGAAAUGUAGAAAAUACUUUAUAUAUCCAUACUUCUGUAGGGUCUUUUUCUUAUAAUGUUUUUGGAGUGGGAAUACCAAAUCCAUAUAGACUGAGGCCAUAUUUAGGAGCAAAAGUUCCACUAAAUAGCAGUUUUUCUCCCAUCAUAAAAAUACAUAAUCCCUUCAGCUCAACGCUGCAGGUGACAGAAAUGUUUUCCAGUGAAGGAGAUUUACAUUUAGAGUUACCUUCAGGGGAUUUAGAAGCCCCCAGGAGUUUAUGGGAGAUCCCUCCUUACGAGACCAAAACUGUUAUGAAGGCAAAUUUUGUAGGGAGGGUGGAAAAUAACCAUACUGCCUUCAUCCGAAUAAAAACAAACCAAGAGCAGACGAACAAUUUAGUUAUUUUACCUGUUGAAGUGGAAGUUAGCGCAGUUCCUGGUCUAUAUUCCCCUGCGGAGAUGAUAGAUUUUGGAAUAAUGAGAACACUCGACGACCCUGUUACAAUUAGUCUUAACCUUGUCAACACCGGCUUUAAACCAAUUCACAUUUCAAGUGUAUCAGUUUCUCCUCCAAAUGAAGCUAUUAGUAUUGAUUUUCGUCCAACAAAAUUACAACCAGAUAUUUUACGACACACGUCAAUUGCUAGAAUUACGUUCAAUGCUGAAAAGGCUUUACACAGAAAGCAGUGGUCGGGAAAAAUUAUUGUGAAAUCCAGGAAUGGCCAGCACAAAAUUACAAUUCCUUAUAAAGCAGCUGUACUCCACGGGUCUUUGGUGUACAGCAUCAACAAUACAUACUUUUUUAGUGCCAGAGACAUCUGGAACAUCACUAGAGCAAUAACUUUUACCAACACCUUUAAUUUCUCUGUUGUUCUCUACAACAUUUCUAUUCCUAGCCAAUUCCAUCACUUCUUCUCUAUUCUUAAUUUUUCCGCCCCUUUUAUGCUGAAGCCGAGGAGAACUUCUACUCCAUUUUAUCUCCAGUUUCAUCCCAACGAAACACAGCUCCAUUUUACAACUUACAUAACACUACAUACCAACGCUUCAACUUUUACAAUUCCGAUUAUAGUUUACAAUGGGCUUCUCAAGGUUAUUCCACACAGACCUGAGAAGUUCAAAGGUCAGUUUGAUUUUGGCACCAUGGGAGUUGAGGAGAAAAGAAGUAUGAUAUUUACCCUCCGCAACGACAACCCCAUUGAUGUUCAUAUAGGGGAGAUUACCCCAGAUAUGAAUGGUACCAAGGUGUUUUUUCUUGGAAUGGAAAAGGGAAAUGGGACUAUGUUAACACAAAGACAUAACAUUACAGAAGUGGACUACAACUUUUUGAAGAUCAAACCAUACCAUUUUGCAGUGUUUAGAUUAAAUUUAACAGCACCAGACCAUGAAGGUGUUUUUGCUUCUGACAUGCUAAUAACAACUCAGUUUGAGGAUAUCUGGAUACCUAUAGCUGUCCGUACAGCGGAUGGGAGUCUUAUAGCUAUCCCAGAGUCACUUCAUUUUGAUAAAAUGCAUCCUGGUAUGGUAGAUUAUCGAGUUUUACAGAUACACUCCACAUUCCGUGACUAUAUGGAAGUAAUAGGAGUAACAUUCCAGCCUCCUGAUAGUAGAUUUUACUAUGAACCCCCCAAUACUGAAAGAAUACUCCUUGUUCCAGAUAAACCAAAUAAUGUUGGGAAAAUAUAUUUUGAUGCAAAAAGAGAAUGUAAAGAUGAUUGCUAUGUAGGUUUAGCAACUAAUACCCCAGCUGGUCACCAGUGGUUGAUUGGUCUAGGGUUAUUCCGAGAUGUCAUAGAAACAGAUCAAUAUUUAUACACCAAGCUGCAGCAAAAGUGGCGAACCAUUCAAAAAUCUAAUUUAAAUACAGCUAACGUUACUAUAGAAAUGGACACCAAUGAAGUCCGAGGUUUUUUAUAUUCUGCUCAAGCACACUUACAUUGGCCUUCUCUAGUCAGAAAAUGUCAUAUUAGAUUUCCACUGACGCAAAUAGGAAAUAUUUCAAUAUCUGAUUUUAUUGUGGAAAAUCCAGGAGAUAUUCCAGUUUUAAUCCAGAUUUUACCUUUACCACUUUAUCCUAAUCCACAGACUAUAGCAGAUCUUUUAUACAGAAAUUUUAGAUUUUCCGCUGAUCCAGGUGACACCAUUGAAAUGGACGACCUGGAUAUUUUUACCUUACCUGAUUUAGAACAAUAUAAUCCCAGUCGACAAAAUCCUGUCCCUGGUUUUAGAAAACACAUUGAAACUUCAUUAGGAGUGAAGCCACACAAACAAAGUAUAACCACAAUACUGCAGCCUGGGGUCAAGGUCAAAGUCAGGGUGGGGUUCCAACCAAAGGAUGAUAUUUCUAGAACUUCUAUAAUACUCAUAAGGAAUAACUUAACAAUAAUAGAUGCAAUAGUUGUACAAGGUCAGGGAGGACGAGGAGAAAUGAAGCUCAGCAACAAACGACCAGGAUCCUCCAUACCUCUACAGUUUGACAUAACAGAAAAGCACCUCAAAAACUGUGAUAAAAAGAAGCAAACAAAGAACACCAUGGUUCCCAAUUUUACAGUCAGAAGAUCUUUUACUUUAAAGAAUACAGGGGAACUUCCCUUCUUUAUCCAUAGUUACAGCAUUAAUGGGUCACCGUGUGAAGGUUAUGGGUUCCGAGUUUUAGAUUGCGAGGGUUAUGAGAUGUUACCUAAUACCACUCGAAAAAUAGACAUAGCGUUUACUCCUGAUUUUACCAUGUCCAGGAUAAGAAGAAUUUUAACAAUUCACAGCAGUUUAGGACCUGUCGCAAAUUACACACUACAGGCCACCAUUCCCCCACAUACUCUGUCCCGCUGCUCGGCAGCUCUACCCCGUCCCAACUGGGAACCAGUUUUAUACUACUCAAUCACUUGUGUGAUGGCUUUCCUAUUAUUCUGCAUACUUGUGGCAGCAUAUUUUGAAGCGGAUAGGAUUUUUGUUGCAGAUAUAAUUCGGAGGAAGAUAAAAUUUAGUAGCGCAGCACAGAAUUUUGAUAGAACUAAAAUAUUUGAUCUCAGACAAAUUGCAGGGUUAACUUCAACACAAACUCCAAACUCCCCUACUAGAAUCACCCAAGUUUCCCCACUUCUUACACAAAAUAAUAACUUAACUACCAAGCCUACAGUGAACUUAAGUAAUGGACAUGUAGAACACAGGAGCCAUAAAGAAGCCUUUGGAAGUACUCUUUUGAAAGUUUUAAAGAGGUUGUUUGCUUCAAAACCUUCAAGAUCCAAUAACAGCAAAAAACCAAAGGUCGAAAAAGUGGAACCAGUCAAAGAGGAAGUAUCUCAGUCCCAGCAGGUGCCAAAAGUCAAACCGACGGACGAACGGACGUCAGUCAACCAGGAAUCUACAGAGAAAUCCAACACGACACAGAGGAAUAAAAAUAAAAAGGCAGCACGCAGACAACACUCAAGUGAGCUUUUAACCAAUCAGAGCGAUGCUUACAACAGUGGUCACCAGGAGGCCAGACAGAAUGAUACAUAUAACAGGCAGAACAGCCACGAACACCAGGAUAAGAUGUACAAAAACUCUCAUAAAACUUCUUCUACUGGAUUAGAUGAGUUUAGUCUGGUGGAGGAUACAAAAUCUGACAUAUCUGACACAAAAUUGAAGAAUCGUAAGAAAAACAAAAGCAGACCAGAAAUGAUACACCGAUACAUGACUCAAGCCAGCGUUGAUGAUGAAACAUCGUCCACUUCUACCGAAUCUUCAGUUGGUGAUGUUGAGGAGAAGAGUUCAAGUGCCCGAGACUCUACUCCUGAACCACAGCACCAUCCCAAACCGAAAAAGUCUAAACCCCGAGUUGUCAAAACCACAGGACAUUACGACAAGACCGCAGAUGAUGCCGAGUUUGAGCUGACCUCCAAAUCAAAGGGACACAAGCGCAUCAAGGGCAAGUCAAAGGAUGUGUAUGGUGGGGACAUCUUCCACCCUGAUUCCCUGGAAUUGCCGUAUGAUAUGGAAAAAUUGGAAAAGAAGGAAAAGUCUAAGAAGAAAGCUUUGAAACUACAGAACCUGAAAGGUGACUCGGAAAGUUCUGACAGUCGCGGCAGCCAGGAUGAGCCGAUGCCUAAUUGGGACAUGCCCGUCAACUCCCCUGAUGAGGACCUGAGUGAACUUGCUCAGCAGACAGCCAGGUUUGCACAGAAACAUGGGAAGAACAUGACACCCAACGGAACCACCCCUGACAUAUUGUCCAGCAGUUCACGCUCCAGUAGUUACAGCGAUAUCGUCAGCAGCACCGAAAACGGAAAAUACAAAGAACCACGACGUACCAAUACUUUCCCUGGACUAGAACCUAACAUACCAGCUGCCAUUGGAACAAAAGCAAGAACUGCUCCUGUAGGAUCAGGCAAGGGACGCAAUGUAUGGAAUGCCACCCCACCCACCACCCCGGACUCAGUACUUGGAAGUUUUGGACUCCAGACCAUUCAGGAAACCAACCGCCUGCCGUCUACGGAGAGCAUCCUACCAGCAUCCCUCCCAGACACUCCGCGUGUAGAGCCAGAUGUUCCUUCUGAUCCUUUUGCUCCUGCUAAUGGACCAUUCUCUGGAAAUUUCAUGAACUACCCAAGUAGCCCUGGCUACGAGGCUCCUCAGACCAUGAUGCAGAAACUUCAACAGGAGAGGCGUAUCCGACUGGCAGAACACAAGCGUAGGAUCAUGCAAGGUGAAGAAUGGCCUGGUUUUGAUGUACCCCCAGUUGGCAGCGAGAGCCUGUGGGAUAAUGAGUACAACCCCCUUGGUGCAAAAUGGUCAGCUGGACUUGAUGCCCCCGCAAAUCUGCAGGACAACCCCAGUCUGUGGAGUACCCUGACUAACAGUGCUAACAGCAGCUGGAACUCUCUGAUGAGUUUAUCUGGCUGGGGAUCCCAACAACCCAGCACCACCAGCACUGAGACACCCACCACCGAAUCUGCCACUGUCCCACCUAGGACUCAGCAGGAUAACCAAGCCUUCAAUCCAUUCAACACAAUGUCAGACAUCUGGGGACCCAAUGCCACCAGCAACAGUACUGGGUGGAAUGUUCCCCCAUUUUAUAUAGAAGCCAUGUGUGAUCUUAUUUUACCACCGUCGCCACAAUGGUACUGUAGCAAAAUUAUCGAUUAUAACAAAAAAGGCAUCCUGAUAUUCGGAACAAGACACGAUAUUUUCGUGUUGGAUGCCUCCAGUGUUCCUCCGACAUACGUAGCGCAGUGCUGCCUUCAUAAAGAACGAAUAUCAUCUGUAGCUUUGAAUGAGAACAACAUUUGUUGCAGUGCCUCUGAAGAUGGGAAAGUGAAAGUGUGGAAAAUAGACAACCCCAGGGAUGCAAUAGACGAACAUAAUAUUCAUAGUAGUAAAAUUGGCUGUAUUUGCUGGUCGUCUGGUAAUUCGUCUGUAGUGAUCAGUGGAGAUGACCGAGGUCAGAUUGUGUGUUGGCAGUAUGAGGAAAACAGAACAAUAUGUUACUGUCCAGAAGCUGCAGCCAUUGUUUGUCUUGUGUGCUCAAAUCUUAAUGAAACACAAGUGGCCGUGGGAUAUAGGACAGGAGUAGUUUUGAUUGUUGACGUGAGGGAAUGGAAGGAAGGCCACGUAUUACAAAGACUACGAGGUCAUGACGACGAGGUGCUGUGUUUAGCUUGGUGUCCAAUUCCAGGAGAAAACUUCAAAGCUUACAAAGAUUUGGACAAUCCAGACGUUCCUCCUCUCAAUGGUGAUACCAAUAGCAACCCAGAUUUUGGAAGCAGUGGUCAUCUGUUAGUGUCCAGCAGUAGGGACAGAACGGUCAGGGUGUGGAGCUCGGCCAGAGGACGACAAAUCUUGGUUUUCAAGCCCCCAAAGUCUGCUCCAGCAGGCAGGGAAGAUAAAGCCAAAAUGUGGAUGACUCUGUUGUGGAAUCCACACAAUGCCAAUCAGAUUUAUGCCAGCUCAUACGGUGGUGAGAUUUUGAGAUGGAGUCUGGAAUCCAAUAGUUCCCAAAAGCCUGAGUCCCUGAGCUCAGGGAAGGUCCUCUACCACACACGACCAGUGUUCUGUAUGUGUACGGGUGGAUCUAACAAUUCUAUGAUGUGUACUGUCUCCAUGGACAGACAGAUGAUAUUUUGGGAUUUGUCUAAGUCUGUACCACUGUGUGCUCUACCCACACUGGGAGGCUUUGUGUAUGUGGCCAAGACUUCCCCUGUAGAUCCAGGAAGGCUUGCUAUUGGUGUUGGUGACAGCAUGAUAAGACUGUGGAAUAUGAACAAUGUAAACAACCCAUUUGAUGUUGCUCUUCUUUGGCAGGGCAUAAGGUCAAAGGUCACAGCACUUUGCUGGCACCCAGAAAAAGAGGGACGUCUUGGAUUUGGAACAGAUGAUGGUAGAGUGGGUGUAUUUGAUACCUUAUCUAACAAACAUCCUUAUGUAUCCUCCCAUUACCAUAGGAGAACAGUGUAUGUCAUGGCGUGGGGACCUCCUUGUUCAGAAGUGGAGAAUGAUCCGUCUUUUGUGCUGUACAGUGUGGGGGAUGGCAUCAUCCUGUCACAUGACCCAAAGAACUUUCAGAAUGAGGCUCAGGAUAUUAAUUCACUCAUUUUCAAAACAAAUGGACCAAAGCCAAGAGUACCAAUUCGAAGUGAAAUAAGCUGGAACCCAGAUUUUUCUUUGGUGGCCAUUGGUAAUGAUGAUGGCUCUGUUGAAAUUUACAAGCCUCCUCUGUUGAAUCUCCUGUGUGUUGUUCACAUCCACCACAAACUGGUGAAUUCCAUCCAGUGGCACCCUAUACACAAUGUAGACACCGCCAGCAGUCAGCGGUUUUACAUCACAACGGGUUCUAAUGAAGCCGCCAUCCAGGUGGUGGACUUAUCCUCUGUACUUGGCAGAGUUCCUGAGAAGAGUGACAAUGUAGUGUUGAUAUCGGAGGCUAAAUAUACCCUAUUUGGACACAGUAACAGAAUCAUUGGUCUACAAUGGAGUCCACAUGAUGACAACAAACUGGUGUCUGUCUCCUUUGAUGGCUCAGCAAGGGUUUGGGAAGUGAGUAGAGGUCAGACAAUUGCCAGUUACCAUGGUCACCGAGGUCGUCUGCUGUGUGUGCAGUGGAGUGGAUCCGAUCCAGAUGUGGUGUUUACAGGUGGAGAAGACUUCACACUCCACAAGUGGAGAAUCUCCAAAAAUCCACAUUCUGUGGAAGAUGAUGCACUCAGAAAGAAAAAACCAAAAUCCAAAGGAAGGAAAAAAAUUCCAAGAGAUGAUGAUAAAAAGUCUCAAGAGUGCACAGGGUCAAAUCAGGGUGUCAAAGGAUCAAGUCAAGAAAGGGAAGGAGAGGUCACAGGGUCAUCAGUUACCUUGGAUACAGAAACCCAGGCCAGUUUGGAUGAUCUUAUACAGAGAAAGAAAGCUGAACUUGAAGGCACAGAUUAUAAACCCAGUGAAGAAAGUGGUUUUGAUGUGAAAUCAGAGGGUAUCUCCAGCGGUAACACAGAGCUGACAUUACCCAUAAUACAACAGGGGGAGGUUUCCGUGGAUGCUAGCUCAACCUCUAGGAGCAGAGAAAGUAAAGACUUUCCUACAAAAGAUGUAAAAAAGAAAAGGUUAUCCAAACCAAAAUCACUAUUUCCAUUGUGUGGUCGUCACGAGAAUCGCGGGAAGGAGUUGGUAUUACACGACAUUGUUGUACUGACACAAACUAUUUACGAGAAGUCGAAGGUUGAGAAAUCCGUGGAUAAUUCGGAGGAAUUUGAUGCAGAGGAGCAUAUAAGCCUUGGAUUUUACUUGCCUGAUAGACGAGCUAUUCUACAAUGCCUCGGAUUAGAAGGUCAGUACCACAAAGACCAUGAAAACAUGGAUUACUACUACCAGCUGGAGAUUUGGAAAGGAAACAUAAAUGGCGUCCUCCGUCAGGCUCGCGAGAGAGAGGAACUCUCCGAUUGGCUGGUUGCCAUGGCACCCAUGGCUGCCUUUGAUACGUGGAUGACAGUGUGUGAGGACUACGCCACCCAGCUAGAGCAGGAGGGGCAGUACCACAAGGCCGCCACCUAUCUCCUGGCCUCCCACAAGGUCUACAGCGCCAUCGACCUGUUCAAAAGACACCGCCUAUUUAAAGAAGCCAUUGCUCUGGCCAAGGUCCGACUGUCACCUAUCGACCCAGUUUUAGAAGAUCUAUACACACUGUGGGCGCACCAACUUACAAAAGACGGAAAUUUCGAGCAAGCGGCUAAAUGCCACCUUGCCAUGCAGCAGGUUCAGAAUGCUGCGGUUUUGUUGGCCAGAAGAUACAACUGCACCGCCAGCCUUCAUACUGCUGCCCGAAUUUCCAUGAUUGCCAACGAAAAGCAGUCAGGGAUGGCAUAUGCCCAUAAACUGCUGCAACAGUUCUUGUUAAAGUGGGAAUGGAGUCAAGCCUACACAUAUCUGAAAGAGCAAAAAGCAUUUCAGGCAUUAAUUGCAGUCAGUGGUAUGCAUGAAUUGGUUGCCAAGGCAAUCCAAAACCAUCAUCCAGAAAUCCUAAACAUAGAAAAAGACAAAUUCUCAAACUGGCAGACUGACUCAAAACUCUUCUUACCAGAUUUUAUCCUUGACAAUAAAGACAGGGACACUUUGUCACCAUGGAAACCCUGGUUAACCGAUGGGUUGACUUUCCCACAUUAUACCUUACGAGUGUUUUACAGUAAUCUGGGAAUCGUCAUGGAUACGGAGAGUCUGGAAGAAAUGUACAAAUCCCUGAGUAUUCUACAGGCUGGCAAGCAGAGCCAGGAAGAUAUCCUACAGUUGUUGAUCCAGAUCAGCGUUGACCUGGUCCUGUGUAUGCUGUCCUUCCUGAUGUCGGAGACACCCACCGCCAUCUCCCAUCUUAUCCACGCCAUCAGCAGCCUACAAGAAGCUGGACAUUACGUCGUCAUGGAAACAGUCAUCAGAUUGUUUCUUCCUCUCGGACCAAAGUACAUGUUGAAGCUACAGCAAGAAAUCACAGCCAUGAGAGUAGUCAUCAGUAUGGAGAACAAAAGUAAUUAUGACGGAGCUGCAAAAGUGCAUACCAUCAAACGCUACUUAACAGAGAUUAAAGAUGAAGACUCUGUGUCAUGUGGAGGCUUGAGGUGUAGAGAGUUGGACUGCCUUAGGGCUUAUUAUUAUUUGGCAAUUCUUAACUCUCUUAAUCAGCAGCAGGCUUCAGGCAUACACAGAGGAGAGGAAAAUGGUCAACAAAUGACAGAAGAGGAUACUAGUUCUGCUAAGUCAGAGAUAACACCAGUAGAUUCCAGUCAAACUGUGAAACAGGAGAAUGGAGUCAAAAAAGCUGAGAGUGACAGUUCUGAUGGAGUAGAAAAUAAUCAAGAGAAAAUUGUGAAUGAAACUGAAAAGGAAGAAUCCAAAGCUUCUACAUCAUCAGACAAAGAAAAUACUGCAAGUGAUACAAGAGAACCUGCCACAGGUUCACAGAGUGAUAAAGUCACAGACAGUGAGAGUGAGUCAAAGGGCAUUCAGUCAGCUACUGGUGAACAUAAGGAAACAAAAGAAUCAUCUACACAUGAUAGUAAUGUUGAUGUUAGGAUAGAAAAAAAUGAACCACAAAGUGGAGAAGUGGUGGAGUCACCCAAAGGAACCACAGCCAGUGAUUUCCAGAGACAGUGUAGUGAUACUGAGAGGACUGACCUAUCACAACUGAAGCUGCCCCAGCUCUGUCACUUAUCACGGGGCCUCCUGUGGGACAUACAGGGGAAAAGAUAUGCUCUGAUGGAAACCCUGGGCUACAUUCACAAGGCUAUAUCUCAACUUCUGUUGGCUCAGAAGCCAAACUCUCUCUCAUCCAGCCAGACAGACAUUCACAGUGAAACAAAGGCUGGAGGAGACUUUACACAUGGACAUGAGGAGAGGGAUAUUCUACCUGGGGGGUUCCCUAGACAGUCUCAUUGUCACAGUGCUGUUAUGAAAAAGAGGCAUCACAGUGAACCUCUACAUCUCCUCCCUGGAGUCUCAGAGGAUGUUUUAUCUCAUUUUCAUCACCACAGUCAUAACCAGACCCAUUUCUCCAGAUCUUUUUCAUCAGAAUCUCAGUCUCUGAAUUCUACUACAAGAGAGCACCUGUGUCCUGCUCAUGGUUCACAUGACUCAAACACUGAAAACUCAUUUGACAUCUGUGUAUCAUGUGAGGUGCUGAACAAAUCUCGCAAGGUAUUGUGGGAAGAUGAGCCCCAUCUUGGAGCAGAGCAUUCUGGGAAAGCUAACCUAACUAACCUCAUUAAUCCUGCAAAAUACAUCAAUGUGCCUGAUGAAUGGUACAAUAUGUCUGCUGAUCAAAAAUACUCAAUGCCUUACGUAACAAUGGCUAUUCUGAAGGAUGAACAGGAGUACAUGAUGCAUGAACUUAAAAGGGGACCAGACAAUCUACAGGUCCCAUUUCCCAAUCCAUUAGACUCGGUGAAGCUACUCCUGAACGUCAGUCAGACACAGCUUAAACAAGACGAGGUGAACUGGUUUGCUGAGCGAGUGGUGGCCUGGGCAUUAAAAUUCUCUGUAUCGGCUCAACAGAAGGAAAACCUAAUGGAUCUUCUACACAGAACACUGACUCAUUAACUGUUCAAGUCUUGUUAUUGUUGAUGUUAGGGUGUCUCAUCUCGCAGUAUUUGUUCUUUAAAAGAAUGUCUUAUUCUUUUCUCUAACUUUGUCACAAAGUACAUUAUUGUGCUAUAGUCUUACAAACCUAGAAUUUUCUUCCCUGGAUUUUUUGAUAUUCAAAAUAUGUCCAACUAAGUGAGCAUGUUGGUAUUUAUUAGUGUCUGAAAUAUAUGUCGGCUUAAAUUUCUGUCAUCAAAAUUUGGAUAUAAGGGAAGUUAAUUCUUGUUGUUAAAUUUUGUUAAUUCCUACCUACAUGUAUCUGGCCUUUUUAUCCUACGUUAGAACUUGCUAGUGCUGUUAAGAAUUCUACCAUUAUGCUUUUCAGCUCAAAUUUUGUUAGCAAGUUAUUCAGCUGCCUGUACAUGUCUCUUAAAUGCUAUAUUACACAUAGGUUUCAUAACUUGUGCAAAUAAGUACCAGUUUUUCUCCAAGUCAGGUUUCCU